CCUUACGUUAGGACACAUGGGAACCUGGUGUCCAUAGAAACACUACAUCGUUACCAUGGCAGAGGUUGUGUGAUAUUAACGAGUCGUUUAUGGUUGUAGUCCCGCUACAUAAAACCGGUCACCGGAAGGGAUUGGUCUGUCGGUACUAUACAAUCAUUUCCGCGUCCUCUACAUCCUAGACAGUACAUACACAUCAAUAGCGCUCGUGUACCUAUCUUAGUCUACAGUGUUGUUAAAUGUGAAGUAAACAGUACUACGAGUGAUACAGGGGACUGCCAACAUGAAGAUAUUAUCGGCUCUAGUGGUACUAGGCCUGAUCUCUACACUGGUCACCUCUCUGACCUACCCAACAGUGGUGGAAGCAGAACUGGGUAAAAGCUAUGUCAUGACCUUCACCUUUGACCCGAGUACAAAUAAUCUGACAAAUAAUCUGACACAGUUUGUUAUAUACAACGACACCAGUAGCACAGCCGUGGUCAGCAUUGUCCAGAAUUCGACCUCUAUAUACCAAGACUGGAAAGCGCGCGCGAAUGUUCAGGAUAAUAUUGCAACGGGUACCGUCACAGUGACUUUGACCUCUGUCCUCGUGGACGAUGAAGGCUGGUAUCGUGUCACCAUGGAUACUGGAACUUCGGAACAAUCGGGACGUUUCAUAAUUGUAACAUAUGCUCAGCCCAUAUCAUUGGCCAUAACCCAAACCGCCAGUCAGAAUACAAACGAACGUCAUAUCCGGUGUACAGGGAAUGUUGGGAGACCUAAUCCGGUGUUACGUCUCUUACAAUCGCCUCCUUACAAUGUCAUCACUGAUCACGAAAUCACAAAAUAUAAACCGGCGUCGUCACUCCAGAACGGAACGUUUAUGAUCGAUUACGUUUUCAAUGUGACAUUCCCCUUUUCUGAUAAUGGAACCUAUGUUGUGUGUGACGUCACGCAUGACGUAGCACUGGGGAAGGAACUUCGACCAAUCAGAAGUAAACUGGAGCUGGUUAUUGUGCAGCAACCCGUAGUUUCUGGUCAGUCUAUCGCCAUAACAGGAACAAGUACCCUGGUAACACCGACAUCAGAACUCAGAAUUACAUGUCAGCCAAGCACAACUGGUAUCAGUGAUGUAAGUACUAUUAGUGUUAAAAAAAACACUAGUAGUACUGAUUAUACACCGAUAGUGUCUGUAGCCUAUGCUAAAUCCAGUGCAUCAUCAGUAAUCACCUGGGGUAACACAGCUUACCAGAACAGACAGGGUGUGUUAGCGACAGGAAAUGUGGACACUCUUGGUGGUGCUCGGCUUGUGUUAACAAUCUCCGCGAACAACACCCGAUGUGAGGACGGGGGAGCUUACCGGUGUAACNGGAGCUUACAGGUGUAA
Messenger RNA from Mizuhopecten yessoensis (Yesso scallop), 1363 nucleotides. RefSeq lists its product as uncharacterized. NCBI's taxonomy places the organism in Eukaryota, Metazoa, Mollusca, Bivalvia, Pectinida, Pectinidae. Bases 281 to 1363 code for a protein of 360 amino acids. The transcript has 4 exons. The record is from RefSeq and is a predicted model, not a curated record.